Xenopus laevis (African clawed frog) is the source of this 2660-nucleotide messenger RNA. RefSeq names its product solute carrier family 5 (sodium/inositol cotransporter), member 11 L homeolog (gene slc5a11.L). NCBI's taxonomy places the organism in Eukaryota, Metazoa, Chordata, Amphibia, Anura, Pipidae. Gene Ontology annotation, biological process: carbohydrate transmembrane transport; hexose transmembrane transport; sodium ion transmembrane transport. The record is from RefSeq and is a predicted model, not a curated record. Bases 183 to 2204 code for a protein of 673 amino acids. Gene Ontology annotation, molecular function: transmembrane transporter activity; D-glucose:sodium symporter activity. The transcript is spliced from 16 exons. Gene Ontology annotation, cellular component: plasma membrane; apical plasma membrane; membrane.
CUGCCAAGUGAAGGAUUUUUUACAAACACUUUUCCAUCCCGACAAUUUCUAUUCCUUCUUUGCGUGUGGUGGUUACAGAGCGGGGACUGGGCAGAAAGGUGGCACAGACUCCAGCAGGACGACACAAACCAAGCUGAAAACCUCUGGCAUUGCACUUACUGGCUAAUGAGAGUGGUGGAACUAUGGAGACCAGCAGCCAGAGCUCACCCCACACCACCCCUGGAAUGGAAGCCUUCCCCAAGAAAUCCCUUGAUACCAUAGACAUUGUUGUUUUAGUGCUUUAUUUUGUGUUUGUCCUGGCAGUCGGUUUGUUGUCGAUGUGUCGCACCAAGAGGGGCACGGUGAAAGGUUACUUCCUGGCAGGAAAAGACAUGGCAUGGUGGCCUGUGGGUGCCUCUCUGUUUGCCAGUAACGUGGGCAGUGGCCAUUUCAUUGGCUUAGCUGGCUCUGGAGCUGCAUCAGGUAUCGCUGUCACUGCCUAUGAAUGGAACGGCCUGUUCUGUGUGCUUGCCUUGGCUUGGCUGUUCCUGCCGAUCUACAUAUCUGCUGGGGUCACCACUAUGCCAGAGUACCUACAGAGGCGAUUCGGAGGAAAAAGGAUUCAGAUAUUCCUGGCCAUCUUGUAUCUGUUUAUCUACAUAUUCACAAAAAUAUCUGUUGACAUGUAUGCUGGGGCGCUCUUCAUCCAACAAGCUCUGCAAUGGGAUUUGUAUGUGGCAGUGAUAGGAUUACUAGUCAUUACUGCUAUUUAUACUGUAGCUGGUGGAUUGGCGGCAGUGAUCUAUACAGACACGCUGCAGACAGUGAUCAUGAUUAUUGGAGCACUCAUCCUCAUGGCUUAUAGUUUUAUUGAGAUUGGAGGUUUUGAGGCUUUGCAGGAAAAGUAUUUCCACGCCAUUCCCAAUACUCAUUCUGGGAACAGCACAUGUGGGAUUCCAAGAGAGGAUGCAUUUCAUAUAUUUAGGGACCCGGUCACUUCCGAUCUUCCUUGGCCUGGAGUGCUGGUGGGAAUGACCAUACCAUCGCUCUGGUAUUGGUGUACUGAUCAGGUCAUUGUUCAAAGAUCCCUCUCGGCCAAGAACCUUUCUCAUGCCAAGGCUGGAUCGUUACUAGCUGCGAGCCUCAAAGUCCUGCCCCUCUUUAUGAUGGUAUUGCCUGGAAUGAUUAGCCGAGUUCUGUUCACAGAUCAGGUGGCAUGUGCAGAUCCGGAGCUCUGUAAGGAAAUUUGUGGAAACCCAUCAGGCUGUUCAGAUAUUGCCUAUCCUAAGAUGGUGAUUGAGCUGCUACCAACAGGAUUAAGAGGUCUUAUGAUGUCAGUUAUGAUUGCUGCUCUCAUGUCCUCACUGACUUCCAUUUUUAAUAGUGCUAGCACCAUCUUCACCAUGGAUCUCUGGCGCCACAUCCGACCACGCUCUACAGAAUGGGAGCUCAUGAUCGUAGGAAGGGUUUUCGUCUUAGUGUUGGUGGUUGUUUCCAUUUUGUGGAUCCCACUUGUUCAGGCCAGUCAGGGUGGGCAACUUUUUAUUUACAUCCAAUCCAUCAGCUCCUAUCUUCAGCCUCCUGUGGCUGUGGUCUUUAUAGCAGGCUGCUUCUGGAAGCGUACCAAUGAAAAGGGUGCUUUCUGGGGAAUGACCAUCGGUCUGGUUGUUGGCCUCAUUCGAAUGGUGCUAGAUUUUAUCUAUGUAGCCCCACAGUGUGACCAACCUGAUACCCGACCAGGAGUUGUGAAAUAUGUCCACUACUUGUACCUGUCCAUGAUCCUUGGGUUACUCACACUUUUGGUGGUGGUAGCAGUAAGCUUAUGGACUGAACCCCCUUCCAAACAGAUGAUCAGUCGUCUCACCUGGUUCACACGCUUUGAUGCAGAAGUAGAAGACCCAGUGGAGACAAACCACAGACCUGCUGAAAAUGGCAUCAGUGUCGUCGAGGACAUCUCAGAAGAACCACAUACAACAUCCACAGAUGCCAUUUAUAAUGAUACAACAGAUGAUAAUCCCUCUUCCUCUUCCCUUCUGAAGAAAACCAUACUCUGGUUAUGUGGGAUGGACAGCAGGAAAGGAAACAAACAUGACCAGGCUCCUCCUGCUCCAUUAGAACCAGCUGAAGUGUUGCUGUAUGAACGUCCCCUUCUGAAACAGGUUUUAAACACCGCCGUUAUCCUCUGCAUGAGCGCAGGAGUCUUUCUGUGGGCUUACUUUGGCUAGAAAAACCGAAGGAAUUCUCCAGGAAACACUUUUGGGACAAAAUGCACUGUGUGCCCCGCCUACAAACUCGAACUGGAAGGAUGAGUUGAGAGAUGAAGAAUCAGUCACAGUAAGGUCAUCUCAACUAUAAUCACUGGCAACAAUGACUUCCCUUAAUAUGAAGGUCUAUGGGAGUGUGUAUUCCAUUCAGUGCUAUGAGGAGUUCGGCUCAAUUACGACUUAUGACUUCACUUGCUCUAUAAAAGCUGCUCAGACCAGAGCCACCAGCCCCUAAAAACAUUUGUUACCAGUGAAGAUCACACAGCAACGUUUAAAUGCACUUCAUGUACAGCUCUUUGGAUAAUACAGUCUUUUUUUUGUUAAUUUUAUCACAGAUUGUACUUUCCAGUGCUGCUUUUGUUAAACUUGUACAACGGAGUCCCAUCCCGGAUAUUAUUAAAGAAAUGCUCUAAUUUG